UAUUGAAUUAAGUUAAUUAACAAUAACAUAUGUUAAUUAUUUAACAAUAACAAUAUGUAUGUUUUUGUCUGUGAGAUAUAUAUUAUUAACUGUUCCAGGUAAAACAAAGUAUUUCUUUAAGCAAAUGCAGGGACAUGUCCCUAUCCCCUCUUUUGGUUCUACAUUCACUGUUAGUGUGUGGUCCAGACACUGUGUUUUGGGGCCAAAAUAUUAUAAAAGUAGAGAGUCUGGUGUACCUGAGCACUUGGAAGACCACAUGACUCCUCGGAAGAGAUUGAAGAUCAUGGAUACAAGGAAAAGCAAUUGUCCACCUACUUUAAACAUGAAAUGUAUAAGGGUGUAUCCUGACUUCAUUAUGCAGUCAAUACCUGAAAACAGGGAUACCAAGGCAAAAGUUGAAAAUGCAAGAUCCAUUCAUGAAGCACUAGACAUUUUCAAGGACUGGAACAAGGAUUGGAAUCCCCUCUAUUGGGUUACUGAUUUCUUGGAGUCUGAGAUAAAGGCAAUGAAACAAGCAUUCCCAAAGACAAAAGUUUACUUGUGCCUUUUCCAUCAGAAACAGACAUGGGGAAGAUGGUUGGAAAAAAAAGAUAAUCUGCAUGUACCAAAUGACAUGAAGGCAUUUCUGGAUAUAUGGCAAGAAAUUUCAGAAUCACCAACACAGAGAGAAUUUAGAAUUCGUGUUUAAGUGUUGUGAAUGCAUGAGGUUUGUCAGAGAAAUGAGUAUGCACAGCUAUACUUUAAACAGCAAUGGCUAUCAGUAUGUGAAAGAUGGGUGAAAGCAUAUGAGGACAAGGGCAGAUUUGCUACCAUUGACACUACAAAUGGAGUUGAAGCCAUGAACAAGGUUGUAAAUCAUUUUUUCCUAAAACACAAUGUAGACAGGACUUUAA
Messenger RNA from Schistocerca cancellata (South American locust), 893 nucleotides. RefSeq lists its product as uncharacterized. The transcript is spliced from 3 exons. NCBI's taxonomy places the organism in Eukaryota, Metazoa, Arthropoda, Insecta, Orthoptera, Acrididae. Gene Ontology annotation, molecular function: DNA-binding transcription factor activity. The coding region runs from base 59 to 688 and encodes 209 amino acids. The record is from RefSeq and is a predicted model, not a curated record.